Messenger RNA from Menidia menidia (Atlantic silverside), 1239 nucleotides. The record is from the annotation of a GenBank genome assembly. NCBI's taxonomy places the organism in Eukaryota, Metazoa, Chordata, Actinopteri, Atheriniformes, Atherinopsidae.
AUGGCGCAAGAGGAGAGCCAGUUUGAAGAAUUUGAGCAAAUAGACUUUUUGAGAGAUCGCCAUGUACGAUUCUUUCAGAGAACCCUCCAGGUGUUGCCUGAGAGAUACGCUUCGCUGGAAACAACCAGGUUGACCGUCAUGUUCUUUGCCCUGUCUGGCCUUGAUGUACUGGACGCACUUGAUGUAGUUGACAGAGACGUCAUGAUCGAGUGGAUAUACUCCCUACAAGUUCUGCCUACAGAGGACAAAUCUAACCUAAGUCGUUGUGGAUUCAGAGGAUCUUCACAUAUUGGAAUUCCUUACAGCACUAAGGGUCCGGGUGUGCUCCAUCCAUAUGACAGUGGCCACGUGGCCAUGACCUACACCGGCCUGUGCUCACUCCUUAUUCUGGGAGACGACCUGAGUCGGGUUAACAAACAGGCCUGUCUGGCUGGCCUCAGGGCGCUGCAGCUGGAGGACGGCAGUUUCUACGCUGUCCCAGAGGGAAGUGAAAACGACAUACGCUUUAUCUACUGUGCAGCCAGUAUCUGUUACAUGCUGGAUGACUGGUCGGGCAUGGACAUCCAAAAGGCCAUCGAGUACAUCCGAGGAAGUUUGUCAUACGACAAUGGGUUUGGCCAGGGAGCGGGGAGAGAGUCUCACGGUGGCUGGACGUACUGCGCCAUAGCCUCCCUGUGCCUGAUGGGCCGACUGGAGGAGGCGCUGAGUCAGCGGGAGCUGGACAGGAUCCGGCGCUGGUGUGUGAUGAGGCAGCAGAGCGGCUUCCACGGGCGGCCCAACAAGCCCGAAGACACGUGCUACUCCUUCUGGGUGGGAGCAACGCUGGAGUUGUUAGAUGUGUUCCGGUACACAAACUUUGAAAAGAACAGGAGCUUCAUCCUGUCCACGCAGGAUCGGUUGGUAGGGGGCUUCGCCAAGUGGCCAGACAGCCAUCCAGACCCACUCCAUGCCUACCUCGGGUUGUGCGGUUUGUCUCUGAUCGGGGAGCCCGACCUGAGGAAAGUCCACCCAGCUCUUAACAUCACCGAGCGAGCCUUCCAGCACCUCCAGCAGCUGCAGCAGACUCCAAUAGCUGUUUCUACGAUCGACCUUACCAAGCGUCCGACUUCUGGGACUUGGUUUGAAGUCCGUUUAGAGAACAACUUUUCUGUCGAGCAAUAUAAACCCAGCAGUAAGCUCAGACAAGAAGAAAAAAGGAGAGCAGUUGGGGGAAGAGAAAAGCUCCCCUCCGUGGACUAA